Molecule: messenger RNA, 3709 nt
Organism: Lepisosteus oculatus (spotted gar)
Lineage: Eukaryota; Metazoa; Chordata; Actinopteri; Semionotiformes; Lepisosteidae
Product: ribosome-binding protein 1
Biological process (GO): protein transport
Cellular component (GO): endoplasmic reticulum membrane
Source: RefSeq, a predicted model, not a curated record
GGCCACGGGCCGGCGUUCUGCCAGCUCACAGAAAGUGCCACGACUCCACAGACUGUGGCUGUUGCGAGGCAUUUAAGCAGUGGGCUGGGGGAGAGAGGUAUCUGAUAGAAAAUUUGAAAUAAAGAAGGAAGGACAGAAGAAAAAAAAAAUCCCUAACAAGCAGAAACAGAGCUUUAUUUUUUUCCAUCCUUGAGGCUGAGUGCGCCUAUCCGAAUCAACUGCAAGUAAGGUCUCAUUGCACAGUAAAUCGCAGGAGAUGGAUAUCUACGACCCCCAGACUCUUGGCUUCAUGGUCUUCGGUGGCUUCAUGGUCAUCUCUGCCAUCGGGAUUGCCCUGGUCUCCACCUUCUCCAUGAAGGAGACCUCGUACGAAGAGGCGCUGGCGAAGCAGCGCAAGGAGCUGCAGAAGACCCAGCCUCCCCGCGUGGAGAAGAAGAAGAAGGACAAGCCCUCAGAGAAGAGAGGCCGCUCCAAGAAGAAGGAGGACAAGCCCAACGGGAAACUCCCAGAGCCAGAGCCCACCCCUGAAGCCAGCGAGACCGUGAGCGAGUCGGAGCCCGAGCCUGCCCCUGUCCCCAUGCCCCUCGUGACCCCUGCACCCCCUGCACCCCCUGUGCCGGUUGCCCCCGAGCCCCCAGUCGUAGCUGUGGCUCAUGCCCCUGUCCUGGAGCACCAGCCUGCCCCCUCCCCCAAGGACAAGAAGAAGCGAGAGAAGAAGGUGGCUAAAGUGGAGCCCGCACCCAGCCCAGCCUCCGCCUCGGCUGCCACCUCUAAAUCUGCCCCCGUGCUGGAGGCCGUGACCAAAGAGGUGCCCGUCAUGGCAGUGCCACCGGUGGGUGCCCAGCAGAGCAGCCCAGUGGCUGUCUCAUCCCCUUCCAAGAAGACGGAGGCAGUUGCUGGCCAUGAUGAAGCCAAGCAUGAUGGGCCUUCCAAGAAGAAAGUGUCCUCCAAAAAGAAAGCUGAGCCACCAGCAGCGGAUACCAUGGACGCCCCCCUGUACCUGCCCUACAAGACACUGCUGUCCACCGUGAGCAACAUGGUGUUCAGCGAGGGAGAAGCACAGCGCCUCAUCGAGAUCCUCACGGACAAGGCCGGCAUCAUCCAGGACACCUGGCACACGGCCACGCAGAAGGGGGACCCAGUGGCGGCCCUGAAGCGUCAGCUGGAGGAGAAGGAGAAGCAGCUGUCUGCCGAGCAGGAGGACGUUGCUGCUGCCAAGAACAAACUGCGAGAGCUGAGCAAGGAGCUGCAUGCAGAGAAGUCCAAGACGGCCUCAGUGGAAGCCAGGCUGAAGGAGCAGCUGAGCUCGCGUGAUCAGGAAAUCGCUGCCCUCCAGGCGCGCAUGCAGGCCAGCUACCAGGACCACGUGAAGGAGACGCAGCAGCUGAACGCCAAGAUUCAGAGCCUGCAGGAGCAGCUGGAGAAUGGGCCCAAUGCGCAGCUGGCCCGCCUGCAGCAGGAGAACUCCAUUCUGCGGGAUGCGCUGAACCAGGCCACCAGUCAGACUGAGAGCAAGCAAAAUGCUGAGCUGGCCAAGCUGCGCCAAGAGUGCAGCAAACUGAGCAAGGAGCUGAGUGAGAAGAGUGAGGCCCUGCAGGCUGAAGAGCAGCAGCGCAAGAGCCUGGAUACCAAGGUGGCUGCCUUUGAGAAACAGAUCAGCCAGCUGCAGUCCAGCCAGGCUGACAGCGAGCGCACGCUGCAGAAGCGUCUGGACGAAGUGAGCGAGGAGCUGAGGAAGUCCCAGAGCAGCAGCAGCAGCCUGCAGGGAGAGCUUGAGAAGGCCAAUCAAGAGAUGGCUUCCAUCGCUGCGCUCCAGGCGAAGGUAUCCAGUGCAGAGGCAGAGGUGAAGGACAGGUGUGCGCAGGUGGAGAGUCUGCAGUCCCAGCUCAGCCAGGUCAGCGUGGAGAAGACGCGGCUGGAGGAGAGGAUCCUCUCUAUCGAGGCCCUGCUGGAAGCCAGUCAGAGGAAAGAGUCAGAGAAUGAAAAGGAAAUUCAGCUCACCAAGGCAGCCGAGAUGGAGCAGCUUCAGAGCAGCUUGAAGGAAAAAGAACAUCAGGUUUCAGCGCUUGAGAAAGAGGUUUUCCAGCUCAAAGAGGGACUCGAACAACAAAAGAUGAAAAACAAUGAUCUUCGUGUGAAAAACUGGGAAGCAAUCGAAGCGCUGGCAUCCUCUGAAAAAAUGUGCGAAGAGAAAUUGAGUUCUGCUCAGACUGCUAAGGAUGCUGCGGAGCAGCUGCUCAGCCGCUGGCAGACGGAGACGAAAGAGGCGCUCCAGAUGCUUUUCCCUCAGAUCCCUAUAGACACAGAGCAGAAUAACUGGUUACUGGAAUUCAAACAGAAAGCACAGGAAGCUCUCAACAAGAAAACAGAAUCACCGGAACUCCUGCAGAAGCUGAAAGAGGCAGAGGAGUCUCAGACUACAUUACAGGCAGAGUGUGAGCAGUACAGAAGCGUUCUUGCAGAAACUGAAGGCAUGCUGAAAGACCUCCAGAGAAGUGUGGAGCAGGAGGAGCUGGUGUGGAGGGCCAAAAUAGCAGAGUCAGAGGAGGAGCUCAAGAAGGCACAGGAACAGAUCCAGAGUUUGGAGGCAGCUGUACAGAGGCUCAAGCUGGAAAGCCAAAGCACAGAGCAGCUGAAGGAGCAGGUGAUGCUUCUUGAGGCUCAGCUAGAGAAGCAGCUGGAAUCUGCUAACUCAAACAGUCAGAGCUACUGUGAAGAGGUGGCACAGCUAAAGGACUUAUUGUCGGAGUCCCAGAGCCAGCUGGACGUGGCCAAACUAGACACACAGAAGCAGAGUGAGGAGCUGGCUUUGGUCAGGCAGCACCUUCGCGAGAUGAAGGAGCACAUGCAGGACGGAGAGGCAGCUGGGACGCGGGGAGAGGUGCAGCCCAGCCAGUUACAGUAUAAGCUGACUCAAACCAUCGAGAACCUGGAGAGUGAGCAGGCGCUCAGGCAGCAGCUGUCGGAGGAGUUUGAACAGGCCCAGAAAUCAGUCUCAGAUCUGCAGGCAGAACUAGAUGCGCUGAAAGUGGCUGGAGAAGCCCCUGUCUCGGACACAGAUGAUGUCGUGCAAUUAAAGUUACAGGAAAGACUGGAGAAAGAGAAGAAGUUAACCAAUGACCUUGGACAGGCGGCCACAAAACUGCAGCAGCUCCUAAGGGCCACCCAGGAGCAGCUGGCUAAGGAAAAGGAAACUGUGAGAACACUGCAGGAGCAGUUCCAGGGAGAGGAUAAAAAUGAGGGGUUGAAGGAAGGAACUUCUGUUUAAGAACACAAGACCGAAGAAACACUACACUUGCCAAAAUGCCUUACAAUUACUAUAAAAUUAUGCAUUCCUCAUCUAUAUGCUCUUUAUUGUACUGUAGUAAUGUAAAAAUGUUAGAGAACUGAAUUUCACUGAGGGAGAAAACUGCAGAUACAUCCCAUUUAGUACUUUAUUUUAUUCAGACAUUCCAUUGUGAUGAUUGUGACUCCGAUUUGACCAAUUUCCUGUCUGAUGCUCACAGAUCUCCCAACAGCUCAGUGUUAAAAGGGAAACUGAAUGUACGUUUAUGUACACCUAAUAGUGCAAUUUUUUUUUGUGUUUUGUGGAAGUUUGAAAGGGGAGGAACAUUUAAGGUACACCGAUGCUAAGUGCCUCUACACAUGUAGCUGGUUACCAACAUGAACAUGUGAAUUUGACAAAGAAUAAACUACCAUGUAGCAGUCA